UUCAAACUCUGGCGGUACGUGGUGUUGUUCGAGGAUUGUUACUAACAAGAUGGCAGCAGCAGAGGAGUUCGAGUUGCUCAGGAACCAGCUGAAGGCGAGGGAGGAGCAGGUCCACCAGGCUGCUCAGGCUGGAUUAGAUCUCCUCAAGCAGCAGAUGGAACUACAAAACACACUGGAUGAACAGAGAGUAGAGAUGACCAACGCAAUUGAGGCCCUUGAGCAGGACAAGUACUCCUUGCAGAAGGACUUGGAGUUGAAGACUCGGAUACUGGAGUCACUGAAGUCAGACUAUGAUUGUGUAAAGAACCAGCAGAGACAGCAGCUUCAGGAACAACAGCAGCAUCUGGAGAGGAGCCACAGCAUGGCACUCAGUGAGCUCACCGACAAGAUACUGAGGUUGGAGUCUGCUCUGGAGGAAUCCCAGCUAAAUGAGAGACAACUCAAACACAAACUUGAAGUGCAGACUGAGACUCUUAAUAACAAAAUGGAAGAGUUGCAAGCUCUUAAUGAACACACCCAGAGCUCCAUGACAUCUGAGAUGAUGGAGGUGCAGAUGAACAUCAUGGAGCUGGAGACAAUUAAGGUGGAGUUGGAGCAGACUCUGCAGGAAUGUCAGUACAGAGAGCAGCAGCUGGAGCUGGCCAAUAGCAGCCUGCAGCGUCACCUAGAGCGAAUCACAGAGGAGAAAGAGGAGCGAGAGAAAGAGGCUGUCUCCUGGUUUAAUGCCUUACAGAAAGCUCGUGAGGGGAACCGGGACCUCCAGAUCCAGUUGGACCAAGCUCUACAGCAAGCGCAGGAUCCCAACAGCAAAGGGAACUCUCUGUUUGCUGAGCUGGAGGAUAAGCGGGCUGAGAUGGAGAGAAAGCUGAUCAGUAUGAAGGUCCAGUAUCAGUCCCUGCAGAAACAACAUGGCUUCAGCAGACAGCAGCUGCAGCGCAUGAAGGUUCAAGUAGCCACUCUGAUGCAGCUCCAAGGUUCCAGGGCUGACCCUGCUCAGCUGGAGAGACUCCAGUCCAUGCUGUCAGAGAAGAAUGGAGAAAUCCAAAAUCUCAUGACUAAACUACAAAGACUGGAGAAGGUGGAGAUGAUACUGAAGUCUCAGCCAGCUAAUUUAGCUCGAGCUGAGAGCGGUGAAUGCCAAGAUGAAACCUACUACACCGACCUGCUCAAAAUGAAGCUCAACAACACUGUUAAAGAUGCAGAACGUCUAGGGGACGAGCUUUCCCUGCAGAGGAUGAAGUCUUUGUCAGAGAGCCAGAGAGCUCUUGAGCUGGAGAGGAAACUCUUCACAUCUGAGCGGCUGCUCAAACAGACUCAGAGUGACAAGAUCAAACUACAGCUGCGAGUAGAAGAGCUACAACACAAAUAUGAACCCAAAGAGGCAACAAUGGUUCUGAUCCAGAAAAGGAAGAAAGAGAAACUUCCUGUGGAUAUUGUACCCUCCUCUCAGGAAAGCACACUUGACAAGGGUGAGCAGAUAGUUACUGUGGAGACCGAUGUAACACAUGAUAUGACUAUAGACCCCAAGGCUGACAUCAAACCUAAAACUGAGGCACAAAGUUCCACAAAAGGUUUAGAGCUGGCUGUGCCACGUGCUGCAAAAUGUGUGAAGAUCAGUGGAGAGGAACCUGUUGUGAUUCCCAACCUCAGUUAUCCUGUGACUGACAGGACAGAGACUGAGAUGGAGGAGAACCAGCAGCAGAACAAGAGAGAGGAGAGGAUAAAGAAACAGAGAACAGUGGAGGUGAUCCACGUGAGCUCUAACAGCAGUAUGGAGAACCAGUGUGCCCAGCAGUAGGCCUCGUCUGGACCACAUAUCAUAUCAUAUUUCU
Molecule: messenger RNA, 1832 nt
Organism: Limanda limanda (common dab)
Lineage: Eukaryota; Metazoa; Chordata; Actinopteri; Pleuronectiformes; Pleuronectidae
Gene: spdl1
Product: spindle apparatus coiled-coil protein 1
Exons: 14
Coding region: 50-1798 (582 amino acids)
Biological process (GO): mitotic spindle assembly checkpoint signaling; mitotic metaphase chromosome alignment; establishment of mitotic spindle orientation
Cellular component (GO): outer kinetochore; spindle pole
Molecular function (GO): kinetochore binding
Source: RefSeq, a predicted model, not a curated record